Messenger RNA from Fusarium graminearum PH-1, 933 nucleotides. RefSeq lists its product as uncharacterized. Bases 1 to 933 code for a protein of 310 amino acids. The record is from RefSeq and is a predicted model, not a curated record. Lineage: Eukaryota; Fungi; Ascomycota; Sordariomycetes; Hypocreales; Nectriaceae. The transcript is spliced from 2 exons.
AUGUCAGACUUUAUGCUUGAUGAAAAUCCCUACCCAAACGGAAUCGUCGAUGAAUUGCAACCGAGCAACCCUCCCGUUCAGCCACUUCCAACCUUUCAGAUCGAUCCAGACUACAACCUAUCUGGAUUUGGCAAUCAGGUGCAAACGAGCAUUUUCCCUCUCGAUAUAGAAGCACCAAUAAACCCUUUCCCACUGGCGGCACAAGGGUACCCUCUCGCUCCGGCGGCACAAACGAACCCUAUCGCUCUAGAAUCGCAAACGAAUCCUCCCGCGCCGCUAUUAAACGCCCUUCAUUUCGCAACCCUGCUACACAUGCCUAUGCAUAUCUUGGAACUCAUUGCUAAGCAGCCUGUGAAUGAUCCUAUUCGAGACCUUGGUACACUUUACACAGCAAUCCAACAAAUCCAUGAGUGGAGUACGCAGUCAUCCCUCCCCUUAGGUUUCAAAUAUCCACAUAUUUCUAGUCCGGAGGAAUCACCAGAGAGGCAAAAAUGUGUCGAAUACGAUAACCAGCGUUGCAUUGUCACUGGCCAUAAGAUCAAGACAUCCUGUCACGUUAUUCCCCUUUCUCGAAGGUCUCUGCCUGGGGGAGCAGGCCAUCGACUUGAAAACAUACGUUCAAUCAUGGAAUACCUUGUCGGGUUCUCGCAUCUAUCAAGAGACGUGGAAAGCCAGGAACUCUUGGGGAUGUUGGCAGCGGAAGUUGACAUACCAAAAAUGUACUGGAAUUUGAUCACUCUGACCCCCGGUAUCGCGAACAUGUGGGAAAGGGGCAUGUUUGCAUUCAGAUGGCUGCACCACACGCGAAUCGUUGCCGACCCUUGGAGUCAUAUCGGAAAAGUCCGUAUCACACUGGAAUUCGUGUGGAUGCCCUUCAACACAAGCAGAUGGCGACUCGCUCCUUUCGACCUCAACGCAGCCCAAGGUUUAUAG